AUGGCAGAGAGUGUGGUAACUUUUCUACUUAAGAAACUGUCGUCGUUGUUGGAAGAUGAGGUGAAACUCAUGAGGGGAUUUCGAAAUGACGUUGCUUUUGUGAAGAAUAAGUUGGAUCGAAUAAGAGCCUUCUUGCACUCUGCUGAUGCUGCGGAAGAUGAAGAUGAGGAAAUCAAAGUUUGGGUUAAGCAAGUUAGAGAGGUUGCUUACGAUGCAGAAGACAUCAUCGAUGAUUUCUUGUAUAGAUUUGAGCAUUCCAAGCGACAUACUGGAUUCUAUGCUUAUUUAUCUAAGACAACUCAAGGAAUAAAAAAUUUGAAAGCUCGUCGUAGUAUUGCCUCCCAAUUGAAAAAAAUCAAACUCAGAGUUACUGAUAUUUCUGAGGGGCGAAAGAGAUAUGGGUUCAAAGAGCUCGGGCUUGGCCCGAGCUCUGGAACUAAACCUUGUUACUUUUCUGAGCUUAGAAAUGAUGCGCGGUUGUUGGAAGAUGAUCAGCUGGUGGGAAUUGAGUCACAAAAGCAACAUCUUUUGAGUUUUCUUAUGGAGAAUACUUCUCAACUACUAGUGGCUGCAGUUGUUGGAAUGGGAGGGUUGGGCAAAACCACUUUGGUGAAUACAGUUUAUGGUGAUUUAAAAGUAAAGACCCAUUUUCAUCAAAUCCAAGCUUGGGUUACUGUUUCGCAAUCGUUGAAGCUAGAUGAAGUUUUGAAGCAAAUCAUCCAGCAAUUAUAUGAAGCUAUUAACCAACCACUUCCUAAUGAAGUUGACAAGUCCACAGACACCCACUUCCUAAAGACAAUCAUUGUUCAUUUUCUUUGUAACAAAAAGUAUUUGAUUGUAUUGGAUGACAUUUGGGAUGUAGAUGCAUGGGAAGCAUUGAAAGUUAUAUUUAGGAAUAACAACAACGGUAGCCGAAUAAUUAUCACAGCUCGUAUUGCACUGGUGGCUUCUUCCUCUACUAAAGAUCUUGGUGGUGAGAGUUUGACAUUAAAUCCUCUGUCUUCUAAAGAUUCUUGGGCUCUGUUUUGUGCUAAAGCCUUUCAAGGUAGUCCAUGUCCUUCUCAUUUGGAGGAAAUUUCAAGAAACGUCCUUAAAAGAUGUGAAGGAUUGCCUCUUGCCAUUGUGGCAAUAGGAAGCAUGUUGGCCACAAAAGACAUGAAUCGAGUUGAUGAAUUCGAGAUUGUUGAGCGUUCUCUACAAGCUGAAUUGUAUGGCAAUAAAAAACUGAAAGGCAUGCAAGCCAUACUUUCACUUAGUUUAAAUGAUUUGCCUUACCACUUGAAGCAUUGCCUCAUGUAUCUAAGCUUAUUCCCUGAGGAUUACUUGAUUAAACACAAUGUUUUGAUUCGAUUGUGGAUUUCUGAAGGGUUUAUAGAAGAAAUUGAAGGAAGAUCGUUAGAAGAAGUGGGACAUGGUUGUUUCAAUGAGCUUAUUAAUAGAAGCUUACUCCAAGUGACUGAAAGAUACUUAGAUGGAAGAGUUAAUAGUUGUCGAGUGCACGACAUUUUAAGAGAAACUAUGCUUCUUAAAUCAAAAGAUCAAAGCUUCGCAACAAUAACUAAUAAAGAGAGUAGUAGAAGGCUCCCCAAAAGUGUUAGAAGACUAUGUGUCCAUGAAGGAACAAAAAUAGAUACAUUACGGGAGAAUCAACUAUCCCAACUGCGUUCUUUUCUCGUAUUCACCAAAGAAAUUAAUGUUUCAUUUUCUCAAAAGGGGUCAAGACUUGUCAAGGUGUUGGAUUGUACAAGUGUACCAAUGACCACAUUUCCAAAAGAUAUCACAAAGCUAUACCAUUUACGAUACCUGUGUUUAAGAGACACCAAUGUAAGUUCAAUUCCACCUUCUAUUGCUAAUCUUAGACAUCUUGAAACACUAGACCUCAAAAAUACUUUUGUACAAGAGCUGCCUAAGGAGAUUUUAAGCUUAGAGUGUUUACGGCAUGUAUUACUUUAUGAUUAUAAAAAUUCACCAGUAAUGCGAGGUUUUAAGGCUUUAAAAGGAAUAGAUUCUCUUUCUUCCUUGAGAAAACUAAACUGUGUUGAGGCAAAACUUGGUGAUACCGAGUUUCUAGUGUCCAUAGGAAAUUAA
This is a messenger RNA of Cannabis sativa, 2088 nucleotides long. Its product is annotated as disease resistance protein RPM1-like. The coding region runs from base 1 to 2088 and encodes 695 amino acids. The transcript has a single exon. Gene Ontology annotation, biological process: defense response to other organism. Gene Ontology annotation, molecular function: ADP binding. The record is from RefSeq and is a predicted model, not a curated record. NCBI's taxonomy places the organism in Eukaryota, Viridiplantae, Streptophyta, Magnoliopsida, Rosales, Cannabaceae.